Messenger RNA from Racocetra fulgida, 568 nucleotides. NCBI's taxonomy places the organism in Eukaryota, Fungi, Glomeromycota, Glomeromycetes, Diversisporales, Gigasporaceae. The record is from the annotation of a GenBank genome assembly.
UUUAAGACGUGUUUUAAAUGAAACUUUUCAUGAAAAGAGUUGGGAUGAAAGAUAUGAAAUUCUAUUAGAAAUUUCAUUAUGUAUUUCUAAACUUCAUGAUGUAAAGAUAAUUCACAAAAAUCUUCACAGUGGCAACAUUUUACUUGACCGACAAUCCGGCAUGACAAUUAGCGAUUUAGGAUUAUGUAAACCCCUGGAUAAUGAAAAUUCAAAGGAUGUUUAUGGUGUAAUUCCUUAUGUUGCACCUGAACUUCCAAAAGAAACUCCUCCGCAUAUAAAAAAAUUAUUAAGUAAAUGUUUAGAUGCAAAUCCCGAAGGGCGUCCUACUAUGCAACAAAUACAUAAAAAGUUGGAUAGUUGGAAGCAUAAAAUUCGGGAUAAUCCUUCUUCGAACGUUUACAAAGAAUUCCAACUGGCCAAUGAAGAUUGGAAAAAGAAUUCUAGUUCAAAAAAAUUGAAUUUAACUAUUCAUGAAAAAGCUGUUUACAAAAGUCAAAUUUUAAAGUUUAAGACUUCAAAACCCAUAAAUGCUAUAAAUGGCAUGGCUAAAAUUUCUUCAAUAACAUAG